This is a messenger RNA of Lathyrus sativus (Indian pea), 1137 nucleotides long. The record is from the annotation of a GenBank genome assembly. NCBI's taxonomy places the organism in Eukaryota, Viridiplantae, Streptophyta, Magnoliopsida, Fabales, Fabaceae.
AUGAUUGGUUUACGAGCUUUAUCCUUUAUCGGAAUCGCUUUUCUUCUUGCGUUAGAAGAUAGAACCUCAACGCCCGUUUGCAAUAAUCCCGUUGUAGAAGCAGAUACCUUAAAGGUCAUGAUGGUUGCUGACCUUCUUCUUUUAGGUUCGGAAGAUGGUUACAUUAACCGCUUCUUCAGAGACCAUUACAUGUCCAAAUUCUUUCGGAAAUCUUUUGAACUUUUGAAGCCUGAUUUGCUUAUUGUCUUGGGGGAUGUUUCUGCAAAAGGUUCGAAGUUAACGAAGACCAAAUGGCUGUCGGUACUCCGUCAGUUUUACCAAAUGGUGGGGCCCUUUGUUGAUCUUCCAUUCCACGCAACUCUCGGUGACAGGGAUAUUGGAGAAUGCAGUGAUCUUGAUGUGAAUAAAGUCAAUUGGAUUUCUCGCAAGUUACCGGGAUUGGAUCGUUCUGGCUGUGGUGCAUUUGAGAUUGGUAAUGUCAGUUUUGUUUCUCUGAAUGCCGUGGCCUUGCUUUGUGACAACAGUAGUUUACGUUUUGAUGUUGAAAAGGUAAUAGAGAGCGAAAGUCUAGAACUUCGUGAGGUAACAGAGGCAACAACAAAAACAAGAAACCAUUCCACAGACUCUACAGAUGCAAACUAUAACUUUUUCUGGAGGGAAAGCACCCUGUUAUCUGGAUCAGGCCCUGUCCUAUUGCUGCACUUACCUUUGGACCGAACCAGAAAUGAGCGCUUUGGUGGCACUGAAGGUUUUGAAAGAUCUUCUAGCUCUUUUAUAGAGCGGUCAAAUCUGGUGCCAAAAAACAGGGAACUCGUUGGGACUGGCCUGUACAAUUUACUUCAUACUCUCCCACUGAAUGCUUCUGAGUAUAUUUUACAAGCUCUGAGACCAAGGAUUAUCUUUAGUGCUCACAGGUAUAUGUUUUCCGACCACGUCCAUUUUGAUAAAACUCGGGAGAUUAUUGUUCCGGCAAUGUCUUGGAAUGCAAGAGAUGACCCUGGAUUUGUAAUUGCUACUUUCCAAAAAACAGGGAGAGAUGUGAAUAUAAGCUAUUGUUCUUUGGCCAGAGAAUCUCAUAUUCUUGUAGUAUAUGUCUCUAUAGUAGUUUUGUUUUGUUUGGCAUGUUUAAAAGGAUAG